AUGGAAGAAGCCGAAGUAGACCCGGGGACCUACAGCCAACGACGCCCUGCCCGAAUUUUUCUACCAAAUGCGACGCCCAUCCCUUCCGCGGAGACUCGGACACUCACAAGCGCCGUGAAAACGUUGAUCGACCUCUGCGACAGAGGGCUCCACGAUCAAUCGCUGAUCCGUCUCGACCAGCUGAACGUCACCCGGGCCUGCUCACACGUCCAUUUUCACAUGUGGCGACGGACGAUGGCUGUGUUUCGUGCAGCAAAGAAGGUACUUCCAAAAGAGCUGAAGACAUGGCUUCAAGAGGCGCACAAGGGCUUGUCAGCGCAUUUCCAGAUGAGUGAAGAGGCGUUGAAUCACUUGCAAGCCCGAGUUUAUGAGCAGUUGUAUCGGCUAGAGACGCUUCAUAAACGAUGUAUGCACGCGUCGGAGGGUUGUAUGGAUUAUUUGGAUCUUGGGCAUUGGCAAAGCCUCUCCAUGGUCCUGAUCGCGAUCGCAGCCGAUAUUUUCUGCGAAAUCAAGCAAAUCGUCGAGGUCCUUUUAAAAGUCUACUCAACAGUCGCUUCAAUAAAACGAGAAGAAGUUAUUUUUCCAGAUGCAGAAAGAAUAGGAAACAAGUUCCAUUAUUUGAUGGUGAAAGGGGAUAAGAACGUGGAUUACACGGAGGUCGAGAAGAUUCUCAAGAUCUCGCAAGAACAAGUAGAAGAAGCGGAUAUUGCUGUAGAAGUGAAAAAGAUCAAGGGCGAAUCACGCGCAAAUAUGAGACCCAUCGACCUGGGGGUGACAAUAAGUCGCGAGAAUUUUGAGGAAAAACUUGUAGCAACAUCUCAGCCAGAAGAGGCGACCCCGUCUAUUUCGGAAAAUGGCUCAAAGAAAAGGAAAAAGAAGAAGCUACGGCCAUCCGCCAUGGAUACGUCAUUGCCCGGCAACGGCCUUUCGACGCCCCCUUUCCCGGCCGUGAAGCCCAAAACCACACUUCCGAAAACCCCAGUCCAAUCGAUAUCAGAAGGGGUGCGCAAACGAAAGAAGAAAAAGCGAAAGAUCGAAGAGACUGUCGCGCCAGAAGUCCCGAAAAAGAAGAAACGGAAACGGGCGAUUGUCGAGGAACCGUUGAGCGAACAGCCGACAGGGAAGAGGAAGAAGAAGUUGAAAAAGAAGAAACUAGCGCCGACCGCAAGC
This is a messenger RNA of Mesorhabditis spiculigera, 1170 nucleotides long. Lineage: Eukaryota; Metazoa; Nematoda; Chromadorea; Rhabditida; Rhabditidae. The record is from the annotation of a GenBank genome assembly.